Messenger RNA from Cygnus olor (mute swan), 2563 nucleotides. RefSeq names its product collagen alpha-6(VI) chain-like. The transcript is spliced from 16 exons. The record is from RefSeq and is a predicted model, not a curated record. Gene Ontology annotation, molecular function: serine-type endopeptidase inhibitor activity. NCBI's taxonomy places the organism in Eukaryota, Metazoa, Chordata, Aves, Anseriformes, Anatidae. The coding region runs from base 566 to 2332 and encodes 588 amino acids.
GGUGCCGGGGCCACGGGGGACAAAAGGUGUCAGCGGCCGCCCGGGGAGCAGAGGACUUCAGGGUGCGCCCGGAGCCGAGGGUCCUGUGGGAGCAGCGGGGCCGGCCGGCCCCAAAGGGGAGAAGGGCCGGGAAGGAGCUGAGGGCAGGAAGGGAAGCGCGGGACCUCGGGGACCCAAAGGUGCCCUGGGCGAGAUCGGGUGCGACCGGCGAGGUGCCCCGGGGAGACAGGGUGCGAAGGGUGUUCGGGGGCUGCCGGGCUUCCCGGGGGUGCAGGGCGAACGGGGCGAGCGAGGAGCCCGCGGGGACAAGGGCAGGCGAGGGCUGCCUGGGCGCAGGGGAGAGCCCGGGAGCAGAGGAGAAGCCGGCAGCCACGGCAGCCUGGGACCACCGGGGGUGACGGGCCCCAAGGGCUCGCCGGGCGUCCCCCCCUCCACGCUCUGCGAGCUCAAGGCUUUCAUCCGCCAGCGCUGCGCCUCCAGCUCGCCCUCCUGCCCGCUUUUCCCCACGGAGCUGGUGCUGGUGCUGGAGACCUCGUCCACGGUGCCGCCGCCUCUCUUCUCCCGCAUGAAGGAGCUGCUGGCCCUGCUGCUGCGCGACCUCCACGUCUCCCCGGCCGGCUGCCCGGCGGGGGCUCGCGUGGCCGUGCUGUCCUACGCGGCCUCCCCCACCUACCUGCUGCGUUUCGGGGAGGCGCAGAGCGGGGCGGCGCUGCUGGGGCGCCUCCGCCGCCUCUCGCCCACCCGCUCGUCCCAGCGGGGCCGCCUGGCCGCCGCCAUGCGCUUCGUGGGGCACCACACGCUCAAGAGGGUCCGGCGGGCCGUGCUGGGCAGGAAGGUGGCCCUCUUCGUCACCAGCGGCCGGAGCCAGGCCCUGGAGGGCAUCGGGGAGGUCGCCCUGCAGUACGAAGCGCUGGGCAUCGUGCCGGUGGUGCUCACCUUCAGCCCGCUGCCCGAGGUGGCACGAGCUUUCCAGGUGAACAGCCUCUUCCAGGUGCUCCAGCUCUCCGCGGCACAGCCGGACGGGGACGCGGCGCUGCUGCAGCAAACCGUGCUGCCCUGCGCGCUUUGCUUCGACCUCUGCCACCCCGAAAGCUGCACCGCAGCCGUGCCGCCCCACAACCCGCUGCGCCUGGACGCGGACCUGGCCCUGGUGGUGGACAACGCGGCGCUGCCGGCGGAGAGCCUGGAGGCCGUCGGCGAGCUUUUUGGCAACCUCCUGGGGCGCCUGCAGCCGGCACAGCGCGGUGCCCGCAUCGCCCUGGCGCUGACCGGCCCCACCGCCCCCCAAGAGGGCUUGGGGGAGGUCGAUUUGGGGCUGCACAUCCCCAGGGAGCAGCUCCGGGAGCGCCUCCGCCUCGCGCUGGUGCCCAGGGUGGCCGCGGCAUCCCCCGGCGGCGCGGUGGCGUGGGCGCUCCGGCACGUCUUCCCGGGGGGCACCCGCGGCCGCCUCCGCAUCCUCUUCGUGGUGGGGACGGGGGACGAGGCGCUGUGGGACGGGGAGGCGAGGCAGGCGCUGGUCCCCUUCUCCCGGUGCAGGGAUUUUGGUGUUUUGGUGCUGUCCCUGGGUCGGGACGGGACGGAGCGGCCGGAGGCGGCGGUGCCGGAGGCGCUGGCGGCGUGGCGGCACCACUCGCUGCGCCUGGGCUCGGUCCACGGCCCCGAGCUGGGGUACGCGGAGAGGACGGCGCUGGGCUUCCUCCGGAGCCUGUGGGCGGAGAGCAGCCAGCACCCCGGCACCCCAGGGUGCCCCCAGGUGCCGUCUCCCUCCGGUGCCAGCACCACUGAACCCUCCCCGGGGACCCCAGAGCAGACCCCCGAGACCCCCUCCGCGCCCCCCGUCGAGCUGCCCACAGCAUCCCCCAGCCCCGGGAAGGGCCGGAGGGCGGCGGCCGUGCCCGGGCUGUGCGCCCUGGACAAGGACCCCGGCACCGCCUGCGCCGACUUCUCGCUGCGGUGGUACCACCGGCGGGACACGGGGGCCUGCGAGCGCUUCUGGUACGGCGGCUGCGGGGGCAACGCCAACCGUUUCGGCACCGAGAGGGACUGCGUCCACACCUGCGUGGGCACCGGUCCCCGUGGAGCCGGCGAGGGCAACGCGACGCGGGCCGCCUGCCUGGAGGCGCGGGACGCGGGGCCGUGCCGCUCCUACUCGCCCAAGUGGUUCUUCGAGGAGCCCGGGCGCUGCUCGCUCUUCUGGUACGGGGGCUGCGGGGGCAGCCGCAACCGCUUCGAGAGCCGGGAGCAGUGCGAGGCCGUCUGCAUGGCCCCGGGCACGGGGGGCACCCGGGACCCCCGCCCCGCCAACGCCUCCGCCUGCGCCCCCGGCUGCUGACGCCCGCGUCGGGGUGCCCCAAAAACCAUCCCCUGGAGCCGCUGCCUCCUCUCCUCGCCUCCCCCAGCCUCCGUGGGCUGGAAGGAGGAGGACUUUUGAGUUCUUGCACCUCGCCCUCGGCCGUGCCGAGUUGCUGACAGCUCCGGCACGGCGAGGGGGUGCUGAGCCGGCGGCGGGGGCGCUGAGCCCUUGCACAACUCCACGCACCCUCUGCCCGCUCCGUGUGGGAGC